Molecule: messenger RNA, 948 nt
Organism: Lactuca virosa
Lineage: Eukaryota; Viridiplantae; Streptophyta; Magnoliopsida; Asterales; Asteraceae
Source: the annotation of a GenBank genome assembly
AUGCUCGCUUCCGCUGGAAAAUUAAAUAGAGAUGAUGUUCAAUUUUCUAAACCUUUAUCUCUUGAUUUCAUCCAUAAUCUUGAAUCCUUAGAAGACGACCUUAUCCUUAUUCCGUCAGCAAUCAUGGAAAAGGGAAACAUUCCUUUCGAACGAACUUUAUACGGUUAUUUUCUGGGAGAUAGACUAGCUUUUCCUUUUGUAAAGGAUCGAUUUCUAGAAUUAUGGAAGGAACAUGGGCUUUGCGACGUCUUUAUUAAUGACGAUGAUGUGUUCUUUUUUAAUUUCGACAAUGAUGUGGGUAUGAACUAUGUACUUCAAAAGGGUAUUUGGAAGAUCAAAGAUGGACUAAGUCUUAUUGGUAGAAAACUUGGAAAUCCUUUGGAGGUUGACUCUUACACCUCCACCAUGUGUGAGCGGGCUACGGGUCGAGCGAUUUAUGCUCGUAUUCUCAUUGAGAUGUCAGUGAAUGAUUAUUUGGCUAAAGAUAUAAAAAUCAAAGCUUUCACGGCUAAAGGUGCUACUUGCUCUACCCAAAGAGUGGAGUAUUCUUGGCUCCCCAAGAGAUGCACCCAUUGCAAAAUUUUUGGUCAUGAUCAUGCUAAUUGUCCGGCUUGUGUGACUAGCAACUCCGGCCCCGAUCACACGGCUAACACUCCCAUCCAAAAGACGACCAUGCCUAUUCCGAAAGAAGUUGACAUUGAAUGUUUUCACACGGUUAAAAGGAGAACUAGAGCUUCUCAUUUCCCUAAAAAGAAGGUUCAAGUUGACAACCAUAAAUGCAAAGGGCUCGCUUUAAAGAUCGCUCAAGUCUACAAGCCUAUCGUUCGUGAUCCGAGGAAGAAGAAUGUGUCGACCAAAAUCUUCGAUGCCCUUUCACAUCAAAGAGUUGACGAAAAUGUAGACGAUCCUAGUAUCCCCCUGUCAUCCUCUCCAGAGACUCCAUCCUAG